AUGGCGGCCGAACAGAGGAAGCUGUUGGAGCAGCUCAUGGGAGCAGGAGCUUCAUCUCGUGCAGCGCAACUCUCAAUUACGGACCCGAAAGUAUGCCGUUCAUUCCUUGCUGGCACAUGUCCGCACGAUUUGUUUACGAACACCAAACAAGAUCUGGGGCCAUGUCCUAAAGUCCACUCGGAACCUUUGAAGACGGAAUACGAAGCUGCGUCGGCGACGGAAAAGCAGAAAUGGGGCUUCGAAUACGAUUACAUGCGAGAUCUACAUAAAUAUAUCGACGAGUGCAAUCGGCGAAUCGAUGUAGCGCAACGAAGGCUGGAGAAGACACCGGAUGAAAUACGACAGACGAACGCAUUACUGAAGCAGAUUUCAGACCUGAAUAAGAGUAUAGAAACUGGACUGUUGGAAAUUGAGAUUCUUGGGGAGCAGUCGGAAGUCUCGCGCGCAUAUGAAGAGUUCUUCAGGAUACGACAGGCAAUGCAGACAAAAGGCGACAAGGAAAGAGAAUUGAAGGCAUUAUCAGAUACCAGUGGCCCGAGUGGACAUCAGAAACUUCAAGUCUGCGAUGUAUGUGGGGCGUAUCUCAGUCGUCUCGAUAACGACAGACGUUUGGCAGACCAUUUCUACGGAAAAAUGCACUUGGGAUAUGCGCAGAUGCGGAAAACAUAUGAAGCUUUCCCGAAAGAGCUACGAGGCAGAGUUCGACCCAUGCAAGACGAUGGAGACAACGCUGGUUCGAGAGGAGGCUAUGACGGAGGUUAUGGUGAUGGUGGCUUUGGUGGUGGUAGAGGGUUUGGAGGUAGAGGUGGAAGGGGUGGUGGAUUCCGAGGACGGGGAAGAGGCUUUCGAGGCGGAUGGUAA
This is a messenger RNA of Glarea lozoyensis ATCC 20868, 861 nucleotides long. RefSeq lists its product as uncharacterized. NCBI's taxonomy places the organism in Eukaryota, Fungi, Ascomycota, Leotiomycetes, Helotiales, Helotiaceae. Gene Ontology annotation, cellular component: U2-type prespliceosome; U1 snRNP. The transcript is spliced from 2 exons. Gene Ontology annotation, biological process: mRNA splice site recognition. The record is from RefSeq and is a predicted model, not a curated record. Gene Ontology annotation, molecular function: mRNA binding. The coding region runs from base 1 to 861 and encodes 286 amino acids.